UUUAAGGGAAUUCUCCGAUUCACAUUGCUUCUUCUUCAAGAACCUUCUAACGCAAGCCAACUAAUUUCUUCUCUUCAAGUCAAUGCUAUAUAUGUUCGGGUCAUAUGUUUCAUCUCCUUCUUUGUAUUUUGAUUUUGUGGUCCUUUUGAGUUGUUUUCAAAACUUUAAAGCCAAGGAGGUCUGUGCAGUGUGGAAAUAAGCAGAGAGAUGAGAAAAAUAAUGUUGCAUGGGACGCUUCACGCGACAAUUUAUGAGGUUGAUAAGCUUUCUGGCAAAGGUUGCUGCAUGUUCUUCUGCAGGCCAAUGGAAAGCAUAGAAACUGUUGGGCCUGGAAAUGGUUCCAAACUCUAUGCAACACUUGAUAUAGAGAAUGCUAGAGUUGCCCGCACUAGACUGGUAGAAAAUAGACGCUCUAAUCCCCAAUGGUCCGAGUCUUUCCGCAUUUACUGUGCUCAUAAGGCUUCUAAUAUUGUUUUUUCUAUCAAAGAAGGUAAUCAUGUUGGGGCAAGAGUAAUUGGAAGAGCUUAUAUGCCCGUUGAGGAAAUAGUAAAUGGAGCAGAAGUAGACAGAUGGCUUAAGAUCUUGAAAAAGAACCAUAAACCUCUCCGCGGAACUCCUAAAAUCCAUGUGAAAUUGCAAUUUUUCAAUGUCACUCAAGAAUGUAAUUGGUCUCGAGGAAUUAGAAGUCCUAAAUUUCCAGGAGUCCCUUACACAUUCUUUGCACAGAGACAUGGUUGCUCAGUUACUCUUUACCAAGAUGCUCAUAUCCCAGACAAUUUUAUCCCAAAAAUCCCUCUUGCUGGGGGCAAAUAUUAUCAGCCCCAGCGAUGCUGGGAAGAUGUUUUUGAUGCCAUUUCUAAAGCAAAGCAUUUGAUAUAUAUUACUGGAUGGUCUGUAUAUUCUAAGAUCACCUUGGUAAGGGACUUGAGGAGACAAAAGCCUGGAGGAGAGCUGACCCUCGGAGAGCUUCUUAUAAAGAAGGCUAGUGAAGGGGUCAAAGUCCUGAUGCUUGUUUGGAAUGACAGAACUUCUGUAAAAUUACUAAAGAGGGAUGGAGUAAUGGCUACUCAUGAUGAAGAUACAGGAAGUUAUUUCCAUAACACUGGAGUCCAUUGUGUUUUAUGCCCACGUAAUCCUGACAAUGGCGAAAGCAUUGUUCAAGACUUUGAGGUUUCCACCAUGUUCACUCAUCACCAGAAGAUUGUGGUGGUGGACAGUGAGAUGCCCAAUAGAAAAUCUGAAAAGAGGAGGAUUGUGAGCUUCAUUGGUGGUAUUGAUCUUUGUGAUGGGAGAUAUGAUACUCCCUUUCAUUCCAUUUUCAGGACUCUUAAAACAGCUCAUCAUGAUGAUUUUCAUCAGCCUAACUUUGCUGGUGCCUCAAUUGAGAAAGGUGGACCUAGGGAGCCUUGGCAUGACAUUCACUGCCGGUUAGAAGGACCUAUUGCCUGGGAUGUUUUAUUCAAUUUUGAGCAGAGAUGGAGGAAGCAAGGCAAGAAGGAAUUGCUACUUCAAUUAAGCGAACUAGAUGGCAUUUUCAUAACCCCAUCUCCGGUUAUGUACCCCGAAGACCAUGAAACAUGGAAUGUACAAUUGUUCCGAUCAAUUGAUGGAGGAGCCACCUUUGGCUUCCCCAAUGCUCCUGAGGAUGCAGCCAGGGCAGGUCUUCUCACUUGGAAGGAUAAUGUAAUUGACAGAAGCAUUCAGGAUGCUUACAUCAAUGCCAUUAGACGUGCAAAGAAUUUCAUAUAUAUUGAAAAUCAGUAUUUUCUUGGAAGCUCUUUCUGCUGGAAUUCACAUGGCCUUAAAGUUGAGGAGGUUGGUGCUGUAAAUCUUAUUCCAAAAGAACUGUCACUGAAGAUUGUUAGUAAGAUUGAGGCAGGAGAAAGAUUUACCGUUUAUGUUGUCAUUCCACUGUGGCCAGAGGGUGUCCCCGAAAGUAUAUCUGUGCAAGCAAUAUUGAAUUGGCAAAAUAGGACAAUGGAGAUGAUGUACAAAGACAUAGUGCAGGCCCUCCAAACUAAGGGGCUUGAGGCAAACCCAAGGGACUAUUUGACAUUCUUUUGCCUCGGCAAUCGAGAGACAAGGAAAAGUGGAGAAUAUGAACCUCCAGAGAAACCCGAACAUGAUACAGAUUAUAGCAGAGCUCAGGAAGCCAGGCGGUUCAUGAUCUAUAUUCAUGCUAAGAUGAUGAUAGUUGACGAUGAAUACAUUAUCAUUGGAUCUGCCAACAUCAAUCAGAGGUCAAUGGAUGGUGCCCGGGAUACAGAGAUUGCCAUGGGAGCCUAUCAACCAUUCCACCUAUCCACUAGGCAGCCAGCCAGCGGACAAAUCCACGGCUUCCGGAUGGCAUUGUGGUACGAGCACUUAGGCAUGCUAGAUAACUCCUUUCUCCAUCCAGAAAGCGUGGAAUGUGUCCAAAGAGUGAACCAAAUUGCCAGAAAGUAUUGGGACCUCUACUCUAGUGAGACACUGGACCAUGACUUGCCAGGCCAUUUGCUCAGUUAUCCCAUUCAUAUUACUGAAAAUGGAGAGGUCAAAGAGCUACCUGGAAUAGAAUUCUUCCCAGACACAAAGGCUAAAGUUCUUGGAUCCAAGUCUGAAUUACUGCCUCCAAUUCUCACCACUUAAUUGCCUUGCACUGAUUUUAAAACUGAGCUUCUUUCUUUUUUUUCUUUUUUUUUUUCCAUCUUAUUUCCCAGUAUUAUGAGUGAUAGGAAAUCACUAAUUGCUAUAUGUGUUGUGGAUAUGUAAAUAACAUUUUUACUAUAGUCUAGUUCAUGCAACUUUCCAAAGAAGUGAUCAUGUAGUUCUUGUAGUGGUUAAUUACACAGAUAGAAAAUGAUGGAUAAAUUAGAAUUAUGAAGUUCAAAGUCAAGUUGAGUCCGAAGGUUUCAAAGAAU
Quercus lobata is the source of this 2900-nucleotide messenger RNA. RefSeq names its product phospholipase D alpha 1-like. Gene Ontology annotation, biological process: phospholipid catabolic process; phosphatidylcholine metabolic process. Gene Ontology annotation, cellular component: plasma membrane. The record is from RefSeq and is a predicted model, not a curated record. The transcript is spliced from 3 exons. The coding region runs from base 208 to 2628 and encodes 806 amino acids. Gene Ontology annotation, molecular function: calcium ion binding; D-type glycerophospholipase activity. Lineage: Eukaryota; Viridiplantae; Streptophyta; Magnoliopsida; Fagales; Fagaceae.